CAGGUAGAGUAUAUAUUUUCUGAUAAAACAGGAACGUUGACAAGAAACUUGAUGGAGUUUUUUAAAUGUUCGAUUGGCGGGGAGAUAUAUGGAACUGGUAUUACUGAAAUAGAAAGAGGAAGAGCGGAACGGAGUGGAUUAAAAGUUGAUGAGGGUAAAAGUCCAACCACAGCAGUGCAUGAAAAGGGUUUCAACUUUGAUGACCCUAGGCUUAUGCACGGUGCUUGGAAAAAUGAGCGUGAUCCAGAGAUUUGCAAGGUAGACUAAAUUAAUGUAUCUUAAUCUAAAAAGUGUUUGUUUAAAGCUUUCUGUUUGUUAUUUUUUUUUUUCAAUCGUGCACCUUUAGGUAUUAUAUUUGCUUUCCCUCUAAGAUAUUUUUGUGACAUACGCUUUGUAGCAGGAAUCUUCUACUUAGGGUGCCAACU
This is a messenger RNA of Elaeis guineensis (African oil palm), 425 nucleotides long. The record is from RefSeq and is a predicted model, not a curated record. NCBI's taxonomy places the organism in Eukaryota, Viridiplantae, Streptophyta, Magnoliopsida, Arecales, Arecaceae.